AUGGUAUCCCAAUCCCCGCAAUCCAAAGCCUCAGAUCUCAUCCAAUGCCUCGAACUCCACGGCCAAGGCGACUACAUCGGCGAAUCAAUCAGUCAACUAGAGCACUGUCUCCAAGCGGCCCAUCAGGCCCAGAAAUCCGGAGCACGACCCGAUCUCAUAAUCGCAGCCCUACUCCACGACAUCGGACAAAUCAUUCCUCUCGACGCACGGAAAGAAGCACGCAUGAGUAUCCAGAACAGCAGGGACAGGAACGGAACCAGCGGCAAUGAAGAUGUCGGCCGCGUGGCGCACGAAUCGAUCGGCGCGGAGUAUCUACGUUCGCUAGGGUUUGGUCGGAAUGUCUGUCGACUUGUGGAGAGUCAUGUUGCGGCGAAGCGGUUUUUGACGGCCGUGGACAAAUCGUACCAUGCAUCUUUGUCGGAUGCUUCGAAGAAGUCGCUGGAGUUUCAAGGGGGCCCAUUUACCGGGGCUGAGUUGGCGGCUUUCGAUCAGGACCCUCUUCGUGAUGAGAUGGUGGCGCUGCGGCGUUGGGAUGAUGCGGCCAAGGUUCCGGGCAUCGAGGACUCUACGCCUCGAGCACGAGAAUAUUCGCUGUUGAUAGUGGCCCAUUUGGAAGAACAGGCUAUGGCGAAUUGA
Molecule: messenger RNA, 636 nt
Organism: Aspergillus affinis
Lineage: Eukaryota; Fungi; Ascomycota; Eurotiomycetes; Eurotiales; Aspergillaceae
Product: HD domain-containing protein
Exons: 3
Coding region: 1-636 (211 amino acids)
Source: RefSeq, a predicted model, not a curated record